This is a messenger RNA of Phoenix dactylifera (date palm), 357 nucleotides long. Its product is annotated as Bifunctional inhibitor/lipid-transfer protein/seed storage 2S albumin superfamily protein. Gene Ontology annotation, biological process: lipid transport. NCBI's taxonomy places the organism in Eukaryota, Viridiplantae, Streptophyta, Magnoliopsida, Arecales, Arecaceae. Gene Ontology annotation, molecular function: lipid binding. The record is from RefSeq and is a predicted model, not a curated record.
AUGGAGGUGGGUUUUUGUGCCAAGAGAUAUUGGUUUGGGUUGCUGGUGUUGGGCUGGGCAACAGCGGUGGCCGGGUUGACGGACUGCAGCACGGUGACGUCGCUCAUAUCCGGCUGCUCCAACUUCGUCGCGUACGGGACGCCGGACCCGACCCUGGGCACCCCCUGCUGCGACGGGGUGGUCAGCCUCUACAACAUCGCCUCCGGCUCCACCGACGACCGGAGGUCGGCAUGCAGCUGCCUCAUGGCCCUCAUCACCACCUACGGUCCUAAUGCCACUGCCAUUGCCCACCUCCCUGGCCUCUGCGGUGUCUCCCUCGGCUUCAUCAUCGAUCCUAGCACUGACUGCACCAGGUAA